AGCACACCAUGUAUAUUUAUUCACACACAAGCUCUCCAGUUGAAGACAAACACAGGUCAGGUAUUUCCCCAAGACGACCUGAGACAGACUUUAAGAAGACUUUUCAGCUCCAGCUUUGAGGAGGAUGCUUUUGUGACUUCUGCUCACACCUGCAACAAGGAAGUCGUGAGAGCUUUGUUUUGUGUGCAACAGAAAGGACCAAGUUGUUGCAGUGACUUCAGGAGACGGUGGUUGGAAUAUGACUUGUGGAUUGUGACGAGAAGCGCCACCUGUGACACCAGGCAGUGGAAAAGACGUGAAAGCAACAGCUUCGGAGGAGACAUUUACGCACAAGAAACUGACAUUUAACGCACCAUAGGCUACAACCAUUUUCUUGUGGUUUUCCUUUUUUACUUCCUUACCUUUCUGCUAACCCCUCAUGGUCGCAGACUGCUGACAGCGCAACAGCAUUUUCAACUUCCCUCAUCAGAUAACGACUCCACGUCUCAGCGAGAGUGGUUAUUUUUACGCACACAGAAGAGACGCCUGAGCUCAAGUUGAGACAAGCGCACGGUGAGCAUCAGGAGAGGCGGGGGAAGGAAAGGUUGAAAAUAGAAGAGAAUUGAGAAAAAGUCCAGCCAGCAAGAUGACAGACGGAGCCAGACAACGUAGCAGCACGUCGGGGUCUUCUAAGGAUGCUGCCGGCGGAGGGAAGGAGUCUGACGGAGGAGGAGGAGGCGUCGCGCUCAAGAAGGAAAUCGGGCUUGUGAGCGCUUGUGGUAUUAUCGUUGGUAACAUCAUCGGUUCAGGUAUCUUUGUCAGCCCAAAGGGAGUGUUGGAGAAUGCCAGCUCGGUGGGCGUGGCUUUGUUCGUCUGGAUCAUCACAGGUGUCAUCACUGCCAUCGGAGCGCUGUGCUACGCCGAGCUAGGAGUCACCAUCCCCAAGUCCGGAGGAGAUUACUCCUACGUCAAAGAUAUCUUUGGAGGCCUGGCAGGGUUUCUGCGUCUCUGGAUCGCUGUGCUCGUGAUCUACCCGACUAACCAGGCUGUGAUCGCGUUGACGUUUUCCAACUACGUCCUGCAGCCUCUGUUCCCCACCUGCUUCCCUCCAGAGAACGGCCUGCGUCUUCUUGCUGCCGUCUGCCUUUUGCUGCUGACAUGGGUGAACUGCUCCAGUGUCCGGUGGGCCACCAGGGUGCAGGACAUUUUCACCGCCGGCAAGCUCCUGGCCCUCGCUCUCAUCAUCAUCAUGGGCAUCGUGCAGAUCUGCAAAGGAGAUUACUACUGGUUGGAGCCAGCCAAUGCCUUUGAGCCCUUCCAGGAGUACGAUGUGGGGUUGAUAGCCUUAGCCUUCCUACAAGGCUCCUUUGCCUACGGAGGAUGGAACUUCCUCAACUAUGUCACAGAGGAGCUGGUGGACCCCUACGUGAACCUCCCCCGUGCUAUCUUCAUCUCCAUCCCCCUCGUCACUUUCGUGUACGUCUUCGCCAACAUCGCCUACGUCACGGCCAUGAGUCCCCAGGAGCUGCUCGCCUCUAAUGCUGUUGCUGUGACAUUUGGAGAGAAGCUGCUUGGAGUGAUGUCGUGGAUCAUGCCCAUCUCUGUGGCUCUCUCCACCUUCGGAGGAGUCAACGGUUCCCUCUUCACCUCCUCACGUCUGUUCUUUGCUGGAGCCAGAGAGGGCCACCUCCCCAGUCUGCUGGCCAUGAUUCAUGUCAAACGCUGCACUCCCAUCCCCGCUCUGCUCUUUACCUGCCUGUCCACCCUGCUCAUGCUGUGCACCAGCGACAUGUACACCCUAAUCAACUACGUGGGCUUCAUCAACUACCUCUUCUAUGGAGUCACUGUCGCCGGGCAGAUUGUGCUGCGCUUUACACAGCCCAACAUGCACCGACCAAUCAAGAUCAGCCUCAUCUGGCCGGUGAUUUACCUCAUCUUCUGGGCCUUCCUGCUCAUCUUCUCCCUGUACUCCGAGCCCGUUGUGUGCGGCAUCGGCCUGGCCAUCAUGCUGACUGGCGUCCCCGUCUAUUUCCUGGGAGUCUACUGGGACAACAAGCCACAGUGCUUCGAUGCGUUUGUUAAUAAAAUGACGUACCUGGGUCAGAAGUUCUGCGUGGUGGUUUAUCCAGCCGAGACUAAAAGCGUUGCAAGCUCGGAGGAAGGAGAGGAAAUGAAAGAGGCCAGGUCUCCUCUGUCCAAGGAGGACGAAGAAAACCAUAAAUCAGCGGACUGCUAGAACACGCGUGUGUCAUCUCUCCCCGCCCGCCCGCCCUCCAAUUUUAACAGACAUGUGCAGACGCACCUGAGGGCACGCACAAACUCAAAACACACACACACACACGAACAUAUCACAGUGGAUCUGCUGAUCAACACCCCGUGCGCCCACGCUUUGUCUUUGAUGUCUGUUUGGUUUUUAGCCUUUUAUCAAUCAACUUCUGUGCCAAAUAUUUACAAUGAGAUGUUUAGAGUAAUGUGACCUUAAGUCUUUGAGGUCAUUCAAAUGUGCAAUAAAAAAAAAACGGUAGCACCUUCAAAAUCCUCAUGCAUAUUUGAACACUCUUCAUCAACAUCAUCAUCAUCAUCAUCAUCUCUCUUUCCACACACUCCCUUCACACUCCUACUGUAAGAGCAUCGUUUGUUUGUUUGUUUUUUAAACAAAGGACUGUGAUGGCUACGCAAACACCUUUUUUUUUUGGUCCUCUUUAAAAUGUCAAACUUCUAGUCAACACCAAAGCUGUAUUUUGAUUGGUCGAGGCAGAAAAUCAGAUUCAGAUCAAGUCAUUUCAUGUCUAAAAAGUACAUUAAGUACUCUGUUUGUUUUUAAAGGUGACUGUGAUUCCGAGAUGUUCCUUUUUUUUUUUUUAUAAAAAUGUGUAAUUGUGAUAAUUGUAUCAUUUGCCUUUGUUUCAAUGUUAGCUUAAAUAUGUUAAUUAUAGUUUGGUUGAUAUUCUUUUUUUUCUAUUGAGCAUCAUUUACAUCCAGGCCUUUUUUUUUUUUUACUCUUGCAAACGUGGAGGUGUACUCCUGAGGCUGAUGUGUGAUCUGUACUUUUUAUCAGUGAAUGGUGCACAGUUCUUGUGAACUGCCUUAAUUAGGAUAUUCUCUGUAUUUGGGUUCUAUUGCAGCUCUGCUUCGACUUACAAAGAGCGACGUUUCACUCUCGUAUGUUUUUAGCUUUUUUUUAAUGAUUCUGGAAGCAACUAAAAAAAGUCUUUGUUUUUGCGAAGUUUGGGAUUCUUGUAUGGACACUACACAUGUUUAAUCCGUUUAAACUGCAAGAAUGAGGAUGACUACAGAAAGAGAAGGACGGGACAGACGCCACAUUUGCAUUGAAAAUAGUGCAAAGCCCUAUACCGACACGUGUGAAUGCUUGUGUGACAAACAGUCUGAAAACGUGUUUUCCUGCAGAAGUAUUUUUGUAGCUUGCCAUCUAGCUGUGUUUUAAUCUUUUUUCUUUAUUUAGGGUGUAGAAACGAGAGCUUACAAUUUAAAAAAAAAAAGCUAUUUUUUGAUUCAUAAAUUUCACAAGAAGAGAUUUUAGUGCAGGCACCAGAAAGGAAAAAUGUAACACCCAAUUGAACUAAUUCUGUGUUGUCUGGUUAAAAUAUUGUGUUAAUACAUAUGCUGUAUAUUAUAGUAACAACACUCCUGCACUCACACUGUGUACUCACAUCUUUCUAUAAUCUCUUAGUGUCUCAGGGCAUCCCCCACAGCCUUCUCCCUACACACUGCCGAAAACCUCUGGACCAUGAAAACUCAACUCUUCUGACUACUUUGCCUCGUUGCUAAAAGUCUGUAUGCCGCGUUUACAGAUUUCUUUCCUCAGGAGAUUCAAUCUUACAAGCUACCCCAAGAAAAUUUAUCAAGAAAGCAUCAUGAAGUUAGGCCAGUAUUCUCCUGUCAGACUUAAAAGGGGAACGGUGUGUCUUGGAUGUCUAAAAGUACAGUGAUUGUGUUUUUGUGCCUGUACGGUUAUUGUGUAUAUACACACACGUCAUGACAGUCUGUAUAUUGUCUCUUAGUUAAUAAAAACCACUGACUAAUGUUUGAACUGUAAUUCAGGGCCUCAUUUAUGUAUGUAUUAAAAAAGUGCUACUUGUCUUAAACUUUUUAAUCCAUUGUCAUUCAUCUGCAUCAUUUCAAGAAUAUUACUUCUUUUUACGGUUUCAACAGAAUACAUAAAUGAGGCCUGAAGAUGUCCCACCUCAUAUACUGAUUUUCUGCAAACUAAGAAGACAAAAACACUGAGUUUCUAGUUGGUUCACUACUGGAAUGUAAAGUUCAACAGUGCAAAAGCAUUGUUUUUAUAUUUGUCAUGCUUUGUAGCUGCUGGAGAUUCCCUUAAAAACUCGAAACCUCCACCUUUAGCUUUAAGUCAGACCAAACUGGCCUUCAGUGUGUUGGAAAUAUGAAGUAUUCUGUCAUCAUGUUUAUCUAUAACCUACUGUGAAUGAAUUCUCUUCUAAUGACACAUAAUCGUACUACAAUUCUCUGACGACGAUGUCACCUGUAAUUUCUUGUGUGUACACAUUGGUCUCUAAUCUGAGUUGCCUUUCACAGUCAGCCAAUCAAACGAAAGCCUUGACAUGUUGCUCAACCUGUCGUUCAUUUUUUUGUACAAAAAAAAAAGAGUUAAUGUACAUAUUGGUGGAUGUGUGAUGAGAAUAAAUAUUACACAGAGGAGGA
This is a messenger RNA of Notolabrus celidotus (New Zealand spotty), 4665 nucleotides long. It is a transcript of the gene slc7a8a, whose product is annotated as solute carrier family 7 member 8a. Gene Ontology annotation, biological process: neutral amino acid transport; amino acid transmembrane transport. Gene Ontology annotation, cellular component: membrane. Lineage: Eukaryota; Metazoa; Chordata; Actinopteri; Labriformes; Labridae. The transcript has 11 exons. The coding region runs from base 626 to 2215 and encodes 529 amino acids. The record is from RefSeq and is a predicted model, not a curated record. Gene Ontology annotation, molecular function: neutral L-amino acid transmembrane transporter activity; L-amino acid transmembrane transporter activity.